CACUGAUUUGGCAGCAAUGAAAGGUGGCACUGAUUGGCAUUGAUAGGUGGCAUGACUGGCACUGAUGGGUGGGACAUUGAAAGGCAGCUCAGAUGGGCACUGAUAUGUGGCAUUGAUGUGCAUUGGGUAUGCACUGAUAUGUGGCAUUGAUGUGGCACAGAUGAGCAUUGCACGUGGCACUGAUGGACACUGGCACAUGGCACUGAUGAGCACUGACAGGUGGCACUUCUGGGGCCACACUGAUCAUCAGGGCACACACAUCAUCAGUGCCCUGAUGAUCACUGUCACGCUGCAUUUCUAUGUUUAUAUGUGAUCAGCUGUGAUUGGA
Staurois parvus is the source of this 328-nucleotide messenger RNA. The record is from the annotation of a GenBank genome assembly. Lineage: Eukaryota; Metazoa; Chordata; Amphibia; Anura; Ranidae.